This is a messenger RNA of Botrytis fragariae, 678 nucleotides long. Its product is annotated as putative 2-heptaprenyl naphthoquinone protein. The transcript has 3 exons. Bases 1 to 678 code for a protein of 225 amino acids. Lineage: Eukaryota; Fungi; Ascomycota; Leotiomycetes; Helotiales; Sclerotiniaceae. The record is from RefSeq and is a predicted model, not a curated record.
AUGUCUUCUACAAAUGUUACCAGCGAUGAUGUUGCACCUAAAUUCUACGAUAGCAUUAGUGAUAGAUAUGAUAAAUUUUAUUCGCAGGAUCAAGGAUUGUUAGCAUUCAUUGAACAAAGUCUCGAACUUUUACCCCCCAAUGCAUCGGUCCUAGACGUCGGCUCUGGAACCGGCAUUCCCACCUCCCUCGCCGUUGUAAAUUCCGGUCGUAAACUCCACGGUAUCGAUAUCGCUCCCAGCAUGAUCCAACUUUCCCGCAAAAAUGUUCCGGGGGGGACCUUUGAGCUGGUGAGUAUGUUGGAUUAUGAACCCAAAGAUGGACACAAAUUCGACGCCGCGUUUGUUGUUCUCUCCAUGUUUCACAUGAAGCGAGACGAAAUGAUCGAAGCGAUUGGGAAAUGGAAAGAUUGGGUGAAGGGGAUGGAGAAGGAUAUCUUUUCAUCUGCACGUAUGUCGCGGAGGAUGCGGCGGGGAUUAAGGAGGAGAUGUUUUCGGAAGAUGGGUACGUUCAUGGGAGAGUAUCAUGAAAACUUCCUGUACACGCAACUUGGAUGGGAGGAUGUGUUGGCAGAAAAUGGACUCAAGAUUGAGAAGGAGGGGAAAGUGGCUUUUGAACCGGCUGAAGAGGCGGAGUGUGAUAAUGAAAUCCAUUUUUAUAUUACCGCGAGGAAGGUGUAG